Molecule: messenger RNA, 2549 nt
Organism: Stereum hirsutum FP-91666 SS1
Lineage: Eukaryota; Fungi; Basidiomycota; Agaricomycetes; Russulales; Stereaceae
Exons: 4
Coding region: 1-2034 (677 amino acids)
Source: RefSeq, a predicted model, not a curated record
AUGCUCGCUACACGUAAGCCAAAUGUUGCUUACAUCGAUUGGCAUCCUGGCGAAGCGUCGGUGCAAGCCACUAUGAAUCUCGGUGCUCGAGUUCCUAUCGAAGCCAUCGUCGACAAGCUCCCAGAGCAACACCGCAUCUUUCACUCUUCAGCCCUUCGAUUUCUUUCAGUCACGACCCUGGAUGAACAAGGAAGACCUUGGGCAUCUGUUUUAUGCUCGAAGGAUGGAUCCCCUUCAUUCAUUUCUAGUCCGUCUUCGACAUCCCUGGAAAUCAAGGCUCAUGUGUGGGAUGGAGAUCCCGUUGUGCGGAACGUCCCAGCCUUCAAGACGUCGCUGGGAGCAGGCAAACGACCACUUAUUUCUGCCAUCGGGCUGGAGACUUCGACGCGCAGACGGAACAAGUUUGGCGGUUCGAUUGUGACGGCAUCUCUUCGUGAUCGCACGCUUUCACUUGGAAUUUCAGUGAGCUCUGCACUUGGGCUUUGCCCCAAAUACAUCAACGUUCAUGACCUUGAGUCUGUUGAAGCCGGCCCUCGCGUCUCCUCGCAAAAAUGGAUCCUCGAAGAGAACGAUCGACUUCCGGUGAAAGUGAUUGACUACGUCCACAAUACCGAUACAGCAUAUCUCGCUACGUCCUACGUUGCUUCUCCAAACGAUGAGGAUAUGCAUCCGUCUCGUCUCGGGACGAAUCACCGAGGUGGACGUCCUGGUUUUGUAAGAGUGCGCAGAGACGAGCGAACUCUCGUUCUUCCUAACUAUGCCGGCAAUCGAGUCAUGAACUCCCUCGGAAACAUCCAUAUAACUCCAGUCGCGUCCCUCGUCUUCCCGUCCUUCACCUCCGGCUCCAUCCUCUACGUCACGGGAACCGCCCAGACUUUAUUCGGCGACUCCGCCCAAUCUCUCAUGCCCGGCAUAAAGGUAGUCACUACCAUCCGCACUACAGGCUUCUCCUUCGUCCACAACGCCCUCCCACUCCGCGAACGACCCGGUACAGCAGAAACCAGCCCGUACUGCCCACCCAUUCGUUACCUCGCCGAAGAAACACCUCCCACGGUCAGGUGGGGCGACGUCGAAGCCCGACUCGUAAAAGCGCAAAUCCAUAACGACUUACUCGUCACAUAUACGCUCAAAGCGGACAAGCCGAUCGAGAUACGACCGAGCCAGAACGUGGUGUUGGAUCUGUCUAGGUUCAUGAGAGGGAAAUCGCACGAGGUGAUGUAUUGGGAAGAGCCGGAUACAGCUGUAAACGACGACUGUGUGAGGACUUGGACGGUUUCUGUACCGCCUACCGACGCCGAGCCGUCGACAUUCGGAAUCACCGUUCGUUCAGUCAAAGGCGGAUUCCUCACUCCGAUUCUUUACCGCCUUGUCGACUCAUACGCCACUCAGAAUCCCCAGUUCGUCACUAAUGCAACCUUGGGCAAGACCGUCGACCUUUCCCAGCUGGACAUCUCGAUCGAUCUUCGAGGCAUAGGCGGGAAUCUCCCUGUCCCUCAACCUCUAGCGAGGUGUGAUGCCCCAGAAGGACGAAGACUUCUCUGGAUUGCAGGAGGAAUCGGAUUGACGCCGUUCCUGGGUUUGAGCAGAUAUGUGGCGGGGUUAGUCGGACAUCCGAAGGGACCUUUCGGGGUGUGGGAUGUCGCACUCGUGGUAUCGACGCGCGAGACGGAGGUGAUGCUUCGUCUAGUCAACGAUGCACUUGGCCAGGCACGAAGCAGGUCCCCCGAUUCCAAGGAAGUUCGCGAGUCUCUUCGGUAUUUGAUCCAUAUCUUCGAUUCAUCGUUAGAGGGCGAUGAAGAUAAAAAGGCGAUGGUGGAGAGUUGGAGAGGGAUUGUCCCGGAGUUUGUUGAGCUGAGGUUAUGUGGCGGAAGGAUGAGAAGAGCCGGAGAAUUUUGGGAGAGUAAAGAGAUAAAGGCGAUCGAGCGAGAGUCGCAUAUCUGUGGGCCUUUCCCGUUUGUGAGGGCUGCGAUGGAAGGUUUGGCGGCGGCGGGAGUCGAUGAGGAAGCUGUCAUGAGGGAGAGGUUCACGUAUUAACGAUGGUUAUAUGCGACCUAUUGAAUACAUGGAAUCUCGGACAAGGGGUCAACAUUGUAGGAUCACCACAACAACCAUUGUAUGCGCCGUAUUCAUGGCUCAACCAAACAUGGUUGACAUGAGCUUGUAGAAUGAGUAGCGUAAUGCGCCAUGGACUUUAAUGAAGUCGACUUCCUUUGUCACAUCAGUACAUUUUUCAUAGAAAAUGUGCGCCGUCCACAUGGCUCUCUCUCCGUAUCAACCCUUCCUCGUCAUUUAACCUCCUAAACUGACCAGCAACCACCUCAUACCAAGAGACCAUCAACUUCCCGCUAUCGUCCACGACAAGCCUGAACUCAACCGUGACUGCCGGUAAUGUACCGUCCAAGCUAGACGAGCUGAGCUCCGUCAGCCUCUGCAUCAUCGAAGUCGUCCAAUCCAACUCCUCGCGACGUCUCCGCUCCAUGGUCUCAUCCGAGUCUUCAACAUACAGAUACACUUUCCAUCGUCGGUGCAGGCACAAAUACGACAGUAGA